Molecule: messenger RNA, 381 nt
Organism: Peronospora matthiolae
Lineage: Eukaryota; Oomycota; Peronosporomycetes; Peronosporales; Peronosporaceae
Source: the annotation of a GenBank genome assembly
AUGGAGGUGGAGGAGGAGGAAAGACGCUCUCCACACGAUCAUGGGGAUCCGUGUGUUACCGAGAGCUUCUUUGGUCGUGUAACGCAAGGGUUACGCAACGAUCUCGAACAUGAGCGGGACAGGCGUCUACAAAUGGGGGACACUGUCUCGAAGCAUCGAGCUGAGUUUGCCUUUGCUCAGCUCGAGAACGAGAGAUCUCUGACAUCUCUUCGUGACGAGCUAAGGGUAGCUCGUGGGAUUGUUGAUCGGUCUCGGGAUGAGAUAGCUGCUCUUCAGACCCUUGUUGAUGCCCACCAUCGGGAGCACAAGGCUCUCUGCGAGAUGCUUGAGCGCAAGGGCGUUCUUCAUUGGAAGAAGCAGCGUACUGAUGGUACGGCUUAA